AUGUUUCUACCAGAAAGAAAGGCCAGUCAUUCCAGGGAUACACAAGGAAAUAUUGUGGGCCUGGAUUUUUCAGGCGAUGAUAGCUCGGAUUCCGCAUCAAAAGAAUGGGUUUACACAAGAUGGGCUAAAAUAAUGUUCCGUACUGCUGCAAUGGUCAGUCUUGCUUCAGUUAGUAUGAAUACACCAGACACGUUUAAACAAGUUCCAAGCCUAAUGUAUAUCACAUUUAUAUUGGAUUUAAUGGUUGCCUUAUUAUUUACAAUUGAAAUGAUUAGUAAAAUGUAUAUUGAAGGAAUAAUUGCACCAGCAUCAAGUCAGUCCACUGGUGGAGGAAUGGAUCAAAAACGUAAUCGUGCUUAUUUUCAAAAAUCAUGGAAUUAUUUUGAUGCUUUCAUGCUACUGUGUAUAUGGGCUUCAUUAGCUCUACAAUGCGUAGAAUUCUAUGUCACAUUCCAUUGUCCAAUUAGUAAUAAUAAUAAUAAUAAUUUAUGUCCGAGUAAUGAAAACUUUCGACGUCAUUAUGGUUUUCUAAGUAUGAUCCGUUGUCCAAGACCGUUAAUAUUGAUUCGUGUGUUUCGUGCUGUCCUGAGACUUCAACUGCCUCAAGCACGUGUAAAAGCUAUAUUUCAGCGAUCUACGCAUCAAAUGUACAAUGUCACAGUAUUUCUCCUCUUCUUUAUGUCAUUAUACGGUUUUCUUGGUGUACAAUUUUUCGGGGAUGAAUUGAAUUACCACUGCGUUUUGAACACAGCCAAUGAAACGCAUAUAACAAAACAAGAUUUAGCUAUACCAGAUUCAUAUUGUAAUCCAGCAAAAAGUCCUGAAGAUCAAUGUCCAAGUAAUAUGAAAUGUAUACGUAUUGCUAGUUCUAUACAAGAUGAUGGAGGUUAUGCUGGAUUUGAAAGUUUUCAUGUAAGCAUAUUCACAGUAUAUCAGGCAGCUUCACAAGAAGGUUGGGUUUUCAUUAUGUAUCGUGCAAUGGAUUGUCUUGCCUCGUGGAAAGGAGUUGUUUAUUUCAUGUCUAUGAUAUUUUUAGUCGCCUGGUUAGUCAAGAAUGUAUUCAUUGCUGUUCUGAUUGAAACAUUUGCUGAAAUCAGAGUACAAUUUCAACAGAUGUGGACACCAAGACACACUGCAGAUGCAGAUUCAUCAAAGAUAUUUCAAUUCGAUGGCCUGACGUGGAAAUUAGUCCCUGUACACGAAAGUAAAGCACGUGGUUUAGCGCCAAAGUUUUUCCAAGAAACCAUUCUGAAAUCGACUGGAUUCAAUGUCGUCAUUAUGGUAUUGGUUUUGGCUAAUGCAAUCACAGCAGCUGCAUUGCAUUUCAAUCAUCAAAGUUUAAGAGGUGAUGACUAUCUUGAAGAUCAAUUGGAUGGCUUUUAUUAUGCUGAGAUACUAUUCACAGUUCUGUUCAACUUUGAAGCUGUUUUUAAAAUUUGGUGUUUAGGUUGGUCAAACUAUUGGCACAGAUCACUGUUCAAAUUUGAAUUAUUUCUAUGCAUUGGGACAACAAUUCAUUGUAUACCAUUAUUGUAUCGUACAGAAUUCACCUAUUUAGCUGUUCUACGUAUUGUCCGCUUAAUCAAAGCAUCUCCAAUGUUAGAAGAUUUUUGUUUCAAGAUCUUUGGACCUGCUAAAAAAUUGGGCAGUCUAAUCUUAUUCACUACCUGUUUCUUAAUGAUUACGUCAACAUUCAGUUUACAGUUGUUUUGUUUCUUUCAAGUAUUUGAACCAACUUUCGAUAGAUUCUCUACAUUUCCAAAAGCGUUUAUGUCAAUGUUUCAAAUACUUACACAAAAAGGUUGGGUCGCUGUUAUGCAUGAUACAAUGGAUGUUGUGGAGAAUGAAGCUGUGACUACAGGUGUAGCGAUAUACUUUGUAUUCUAUCAUUUAGUUGUAACACUGAUUGUACUCAGCCUUUUUGUCGCUGUCAUUCUGGAUAAUUUAGAAUUGGAUGAAGACAUUAAAAAGUUGAAACAGCUUAAAUUGAGGGAGAUUAGCGCUGAAACACAACAGAAGCUACCGAUGCGUUUACGUGUAUUUGAAAAAUUUCCAAAUCGUCCACAAAUGAUCCAACUGACACGACUUGUCUCCGACUUUUUAAUGCCAAAAAUUCGUGACAGUUUUAUGCGACAAUUCGCGGCAAUUUCUGCGCUUGAAGAAGUUGAAGAUGAAGCCAUUGAAGAAAUGCUGGCUACAAUGACCAAGUCGGCUCAACACAAUGCAGAACAAAACCAAUUGAAACUUAACCCACUGUAUACUACUACUACAAUUAGUAGUAGUAAUAAUAAACUAGCUAAAGAAAUGUUGAACAAUCAAACAAAUGUGGAGACAUUAAGAGCGAUAAAAAGAAAAGUUCAUGGAUUACAUGGUGAAGAAAAAUUUCGUGCAAUUAUUUAUCUUCUUAAUGAAUCGAAUAAAACACGUUUAUUGACAAGUGAGAAGACUUCAACUGCUGGGACUAGAUCCCUUCUGUCAACACAACAUCAAAUUCGGCUAGAAAGAAGAAGUAUACGAAAUAGAGUUGGAAAUACUUUGGCUUCACAGAAAUCAUUUAGAAGUAACGGUGAAGUAAGAGGUAAUCCAUCAGGAAGAACUGGCAAUCAAACUGGGGAUUCACAGACAACAACUGGAGAUAGGACAAGUCAUGUUGAUAUUAAACUAUUGCAGCAGAAAGCACAACUGGCAGAGAUUAAACGAACACAACAAGAAGUUGAGCUGAGAGAGAAUCAUCCAUUCUUUGAUCGACCGUUAUUUGUUCUUGGUCGGGAGAAUCGUUUUCGUCAGUUGUGUUUAAUUCUUGUUGAAGCUAGACACAAAGCUCAUGAUGCAAUCGAUUCAACGGAUAAUGGAAGUUUUAUACAUAAAUUUCUUGGUCUAGUUACCUAUUUGGAUUGGAUAGCUAUAUUUGUGACAACUUUAUCGUGUGCGUCAAUGUCUUUAGAGACACCACAUUUCAGGCUAAUGAAUACCCCUGAAGUACAGAUAUGUGAAUACAUCUUUUUUGUUGUAAUGACACUGGAAAUGACUUUGAAAAUAUUUGCCAAUGGAUUAAUAUUCACUCCAAAUGCUCUUUUAAAAGAUUUUGGUGGAUUUUUGGAUUUAUUUAUCUACAUAAUUAGCCUAAUUUUUGUCAGUUAUAUGAUACGUGUUGAUGUUAUCGGUCCAGCAUCUGGUGGACAUUUAUUAAUGGUAUUACGAUGUCUACGACCAUUGAGAAUAUUUUGUCUUGUACCACAAAUGCGUAGAGUUGUCUAUGAAUUAGUCCGGGGAUUUAAAGAAAUUCUCAUGGUUUCUGUUCUCCUGGUUGUAUUCAUGUUUAUGUUUGCUGUCUAUGGUGUGCAUCUCUUCGGUGGACGUUUGGCUAUUUGUAAUGACAGAAAUAUAACAACUAAAGAAAAAUGUGUUGGAAGAUUUAUGCGUGAAUUAGCCUCAACUAAACUGAAAAGUGUUAAAGGUGAACCAUUGAAACUACUUGUACCAAGAGUAUGGGCUAAUCCAAGAAAUUUCAAUUUUGACAACAUUGGCAAUGCAAUACUGGCUUUAUUUGAAGUUUUAUCCCUAGAAGGUUGGGUCGAAAUACGUGAUGUGAUAAAGGAGCGUAUUGGUCCGCGACAUGUGAUCUAUAUACAUCUAUUCGUAUUUAUUGGAUGCCUGAUUGGCUUAACUUUAUUCGUUGGCGUUGUCAUUGCUAACUAUAGUGAAAAUAAGGGAACAGCGCUUCUCACUGUCGAUCAACGUAGAUGGUUGGAUUUAAAAGGUCGUAUAAGACUUACACAACCACUGCAAAUUCCACCACGACCAAAAUUACACCAAGAACCUGGUCAAACACGAAAUAUUGUCACCCCGAUGUCAAAUAAUCUAGAGAAGAAAAGUUUAAAGUUCCGCUGUUUCAUUUACGACAUAACACAGCAUAUUUUAUUCAAACGUGCAUCAGCAACACUUGUUGUCGCUAAUUGUUUCCUCUUAUUCUUUCCCUUCAAUGAACUUGGAGUGGAAAGAUCUAGUUGGGUGAGACCAAGAUAUCAAGUUCAAGUUUCGUUGGGUAUAAUAUUCACGUUAUUCUUUUGUUUGGAAUGUUUAUUGAAAAUAAUUGCAUUGAAAUUUGGUGGUUAUUGGCAAUCGAAACGAAAUCGUUUUGAUAUGCUUGUCGCGGUACUUGGUGUCACAUGGAUUAUUCUACACUUUAUACUUCGACCGAUACCUGAGAAACACAUGAUCAGUAAUAAUUUUGGUUGGUUUGUUCUAAUGCUGAGAUUUUUCACAAUAGCUGGAAGACAUGUGACAUUGAAAAUGUUAAUGUUAACUGUAGUUAUGUCAAUGUACAAGUCAUUAUUUAUCAUAAUGAGUAUGUUUCUACUAAUGAUGGUUUAUGCACUAGCUGGUGUUACACUAUUUGGUUCAGUGAAAUACGGUGAUAAUCUUGGUCGACAUGCUAAUUUUCAUAAUACAUUUCGAGCCACCGCUUUGCUGACGAGAAUUGUUACUGGAGAAGAUUGGAAUAAAAUUAUGCAUGAUUGUAUGAUACAACCGCCAUUUUGUCGUAUGCGUACUAAUUUUUGGGAGACAGAUUGUGGAAAUUUCAGAGCUGCAUUAAUCUACUUUUGUUCAUUCUAUGUUAUCAUUACUUAUGUUAUGCUGAAUGUACUUGUAGCUAUUAUUAUGGAGAAUUUCUCCCUGUUCUAUUCAAACGAUGAAGACGCAAUUAUGAGUUAUAAUGAUAUACGUAAUUUCCAACUGGCUUGGAAUAUUAUCGAUGUGAAUAGAAAAGGUGUAGUCAAAGCCUACUAUGUACGAUUUUUGUUACGUCUUAUUCCUCGAGAACGAGUAGGCUUUGAUUUAGCUAAAAAGAAAGAUCAACAACUAUUUAAAGAAAUGUGUUAUGAAGUUGAAAUGCUACGUGGUGGUCGUGAUAAAGAAGUCAGUUUUCAUGAUGUACUCAUGGUUUUAGCUUAUCGAACUGUUGAUAUUACAAAAACUCUACAACUGGAAGAACUAAUAGCUCGAGAAGAAUUGGAAUAUGCAAUUGAAGAGGAGGUUGCCAGACAGACUAUUGCUGCAUGGAUUGAACGUUGUAUAUUUAGAAAUCGUCAGAAACACGGACAGUUAAAAUUUAAGAUGCAUUCAAAUAUUGAACGUCAGAUAAGCACUACACUGGAUGAAUCCGAUGAAUUAAGCAAACGGAGUGAUUUUCUACCAUCGAAAAGUGUACGCAUCAAAAGUCAACCGUCAAUAACGCAUAAAUCAUCCACAUCCUCUGCCAUAACACUCUUUUCACCUAAAGAUCAUACCGGAAAGAUAAUGGAAAUCCCGUUGGAGGCAAGUAAUGAAAGAGCCAGCAUGAUUUGUGCACCACAAGUGAAGAUACCGUCAGUAAAACUCAUCCCGACAACAACGCCAGAUGUGGCUUCUUCUCUCACAACUCCUAACAUGAUUGCAAAAUCUUCUGUAACAGUUAACCCGCUUAAUUCUCCAGCAUCUACUGCUUUAGUGCAUCCUGUUCCACCGGCGAAAAAAUCCAACACGGACACUCAGAGUAAUACAACUCGUAAAGGUAAAAAACUAUCGUUCCAUCAGCGUACAGGUGAUAACUCGGCAAGCGUAUUCAUCAAUGAAAGUGACGGAAACAAUCAUGCUACUACAGUGACGACUACUGAUAAUAGGAAAGAUAGUAGUAAUAAUAAGGCCUUGGUUGAUUUUGAUGAAUACAGCUACACUUGUGAUAAUUCUGAUCAUACGGUACCUUUACUUCGACCAGAUGAUCGAGGCGAAAAGAAGUUGUGCAACUCAAUCGAUCAUCCUACUCAAUUAGGCAAAAAGUUACUCUCAGGUAAAUGUAGCCUGGAUAGAAUAACAACUAAUAAUAGUAAUAAUAAUAAUCACAGUAAGCUAAUUGGAGGUACAACAUUCAUUGACACAUGUUUAAUCAAUGAAAAUGCCACUAAAUCUUAUCGUAGUAAAAGUGACAUUGAAUCCCCCUUGGUAUUAAUUGAAGGCAAGAAGUCGACUAAAAUAAUUGAACCAUACGAAUUUACAAUUAUUGAAAAUCCAAUGGGAUUAGAGGACAGUGAUCAACCACAAGCACAUCAACAGAUUCCACGACCUCCGCCUCAGUCGACAAAUUCAUCAUCCUCAUCAUCUUCACGUAUUAAACCGACAAUUGUUACAUCACUUAAGGCGACAGCAUUACACAGUAAACCGAGACAAAGUCUUAUUAAUAAACUGUCGAAAUUACCGGAUGUUGUCGAAGAUACUGAUGAACCGGGGGAUAAACAUUUAAUGGUAUAUAGUUGUUCAGGCAAUGCGACAUUGACGUCACGUCCAGAUAAAAAACUGCCGAGUAAAGUUGGAGGGAAUAGUUUCAAAAAGAGAUUGGAUAAGAAUGCUAGAGAAUUUGAGAAUGAGUUAUGGUCGAAUGAAUUGACUGGUGGUAGUGUUAUUGCCGAUAAUGACAAUGAACAGAAUGACAGUAAUAAGAGUAGUAAAAACAGUCAAGGUAGACAGGUUGACGUUGUUCCAUCAUUCAAUUAUCUUACUUCAGGAUUACAAGAAGAAGAAGAAGAGGAGGCGGAGGUUGAAGAGGGAGAGGAAGAAGAAGGAGGCAGAGAAGGUGAGUCAGAAGCAGAAGAAGCUGAGGAAGCAGUCGAUAUUUUACCUCCAACAGAAAAGCUCAGCAUUUCACCUUCAACAACAAUACCAACAACAACAACAGCAAGGCUAAUACGUAAGCCUAAUUACAAAUACCAUAAUGAAAUUGUCGAUUUAAGUAAGCAUAUAAAUGAUUCAUGUGAUGAAGUGAAAAAAUGGUGGCGCAGUCAACUGUAUCCAAAUGUCCAACAGACAACAUCACACCACCACCAACAACAACACCAACAUCAUCACCAUCAACCACAAUCUCAAAAACAUCAACACCACCAACAGCAACAGUCACGUUUACAUUCCCAACAACAACAACUGCCAGUUCUUGUUCAGUGUAAUACUGCAACUGAUUUAGAGACUGUUGUCUCCCCGAUGAAUAGUCCUAAAAAGAAAUCAUUGAGAUCACAUACAAAUCAGUCGAAAAUGAUGAUGACCUCGUUGGCUAGUAGUAAAAGACGUUCAGGUGCAGCGGCGGUUAUCUCACGUCGGCCUCAUCAAUUGCAUCAUCAUCAUCAGCAACAACAACAGUAUAACCAACAGAAUCAGCCGAGAUCGAGUAAUUUACUCAGUGUUACUAUUGAUGAAUAUACGAAUGAUGAAGUGGACAGAAGUAGUGAUAAUAUUACUAAUACUAAUACUACUGGUAGUAUUAUGAGUAGUAAUGUGAAUAAAAAAGAAAAUCGUUUGCUACAAAAAGACAUUUAA
Trichobilharzia szidati is the source of this 7344-nucleotide messenger RNA. Lineage: Eukaryota; Metazoa; Platyhelminthes; Trematoda; Strigeidida; Schistosomatidae. The record is from the annotation of a GenBank genome assembly.